Trichoderma asperellum CBS 433.97 is the source of this 1198-nucleotide messenger RNA. NCBI's taxonomy places the organism in Eukaryota, Fungi, Ascomycota, Sordariomycetes, Hypocreales, Hypocreaceae. The record is from RefSeq and is a predicted model, not a curated record.
CUUACUAGGUGAGCUGGCAUAUAUCACCGUGUCCAGCCUCUCCACAGAAAGUGGCGUUGACAAAUAUUUGAUCCUGUCAGGCCAUACCAGUGCGCAAAUAUGAUAUCGCCUCUGCGCUCGCGGCUUGGGAAUGCCACCCUGCUCGGCGCACAUCGCCAUAUGCGACUAGUCUCUACAACAUCGCUUCCUCAGCCCGUUUCGCCAUUAUCCUUUGAUCUUCAUGCGCCCGCAAAUCCCAAAACAGACGAGAGAACGGCGCCAAUCCUCUUUCUUCAUGGCCUUUUCGGUUCUAAAAAGAACAACAGAGGAAUUAGCAAAGCUCUAGCCAGAGAUCUGAGGACUCAUGUAUACACAGUGGACCUGAGAAAUCAUGGAGAAUCCCCUCACGACCCCCGCCAUGACUAUACAGCCAUGACGGAAGAUAUACUGGCCUUCAUCGACGACCAUGGUCUGAAGGAGCCCAUCCUGAUAGGCCACUCCAUGGGCGCCAAGACGGCUAUGGCGGUUGCCCUCCGUUCCCCUGAGACGGUAGCAAAAGUCGUUGCAGUUGACAAUGCCCCGACCGACACCACGCUCAGCAGCUCGUUUGCUACCUACGUCCGGGGGAUGAAAAAAAUAGAGGAGGCCAACAUUACCCGCCAGGCUGAGGCGGAUGCCAUCCUCAAAGAUUACGAAGAGUCACUGCCCAUCCGUCAAUUCCUGCUCGGAAACUUGUAUCGUUCACCAGAGGAUGGAAUUCAACGAUUUCGUGUCCCGUUGGACAUAUUGGGUCGAUCGCUAAACCAUCUUGGAGACUUCCCCUAUAAAAGUCCCCAGGAGGCACGGUACACUAAACCAUCACUUUUUGUGCGAGGCACACGCAGCAAAUACGUCCCAGAUGACGUGCUGCCCGCCAUUGGGCAAUUUUUCCCGUGCUUUCGUCUAGCAGACAUUGAUGCUGGGCACUGGCUGAUAUCGGAAGAGCCUGAGGCUUUCAGACAAGCUGUGGUGAACUUUUUGCAGGAUCCAUAGAUCAGCGCAAAAGGCGGAGCCGCGACACACUUUAUAGAAUAUUACGGAGCCAGUAUUACUUUACCGCAAACUAUAUAGAAUUGAAGUGCAUAAUCCGCUGCGAGGUGCGGAGAAUAUUAGUUUAACGUUAAUUUAAUCUAUCGAAGCAAAGGAGAGGAGAAAAAAAAAAAACAUAAUUAAAGUGCAC